Molecule: messenger RNA, 1874 nt
Organism: Drosophila erecta
Lineage: Eukaryota; Metazoa; Arthropoda; Insecta; Diptera; Drosophilidae
Product: zinc finger protein 420
Exons: 2
Coding region: 153-1490 (445 amino acids)
Biological process (GO): regulation of transcription by RNA polymerase II
Cellular component (GO): nucleus
Molecular function (GO): DNA-binding transcription activator activity, RNA polymerase II-specific; RNA polymerase II cis-regulatory region sequence-specific DNA binding
Source: RefSeq, a predicted model, not a curated record
GGUUUGAAACAUGGCUAAGCACACAUAAAAUUAGUGCUGGUUUAUGUAAGCACUGAAGGCCUAUCGAAUUCAAUCGAAAUUUUGUUUACAUAGUUUAUUUUGAUUUUGUUAAAUAAUAUUGCAACAAUUUUAAUGUAAAUUAUAAGCAGAACAUGUUAAGACACUGCCUCGCCAACGUGGACUAUGUCCGCCUGCACGCCCAUCAGCAGUUGCGUCCAAAAUGCGGCGAGAUCUUUUAUGAACAGGAGGCGAAUAGCUUCCAACUGGUCUGCCUGCUCUGCGAGAUGAAGCACUUUGGAUUCGAGGACUUCGCCCGCCACAUCCGCAAUGUGCACUUCGACAAGCAGGGCCGGCCCCUCACCAAGACGGUAACGGGAUUGGACAGACUAGCACGAGCGGAUCAAGAGUUCCAAACGGCCAGCGGAGCACCCUUGGCUGUGAGCGGCCUCAAAGAGGAGUACCUGUCCAACGAGGAUGUUCUGCCUGAGCGGGGGAACGCGGAACAGGAGCUGGAACUGGACCAGGACGAUGGCAAUCCCUUGCGUAUCAUGGUGCUCGACGGUAAACAGUCAGAGGACGAGGAGACCAUCGAUACGAUGUGGCAGCCGGAUCGUGGCAGUUCCUCCGCAUCCGAAAACGAGGGGUGUGAUCUGGAAACGCUGAUUGGCGUGGAUAAUCGGCAAGAUUAUCAACCGGAUGAGGAGGAGACGCACCAGUCCGUUUUCAAGAAGCAGCGCCAACCGAAGGACUACAAUUGCCCACACUGCGAUAGGAGGUAUACGACGCAGAAAUACCUGAAUACCCACCUGAAGAUGAGCCAUCCGUAUCCGCAGGCCUUCAAGUGCGUCGACUGCGAAGCCACCUUCGAUGUGGACCGGGCAUUGGCCCAGCACCGUCGCAAGGAGCACACGGAGUUCGCCUGCCAGCUGUGCGACAAGGUGUUUAAAAGCUCGCGAUCCCUACUCCGCCAUGUGCAGGGUCACUCCGGCGCCAGGACAUUCAAGUGCGAGCACGAGAACUGCGGCAAGUCGUUUGUCAACCAGCACAACCUUACCUCACAUCGGCGGGUCCACAGCGAGGAGCGGAACUACGUGUGCGAGCUGUGCGGCUAUAGAUCACGCUACCGGGAGGCAUUGAUCGUACACCGUCGCACGCAUACGGGCGAGAAACCGUUCCAGUGCCAGACCUGUGCCCGCCGCUUUGCUUCCAAGUCGCUGCUCAACGAGCACCAGGCCAUGCACUCCACCGAGAAGCCCUACAAGUGCGACAAAUGUGAUUCGGCCUUCUCCCGCCCGAAGGCGCUGUACCACCACAAGCAUCUCCACUUGGGCAUAAAGAAGUUCAAGUGCAAGAUCUGCGGAAAUGCCUAUGCCCAGGCGGCAGGUCUUUCCGCUCACAUGCGGGCGCACAAGCUCCAGGCGUCGGCCAAUGCCAAGGAGGGCGUCGAGGCGGGACCCAUCGAGAUGCUAUUCACCUACAGAUCGGACUGAGCGGAAGCCUCCAGUCGCCUUAAGGAUCCCUAUCACAUUAUAUCAAAGAUACACCACACACAAUAUUCGCUGUUCUAGAUAGCUUUGAUAGCUUUUCAAUGUUUAUAGAAACUCGAUUUAGUUGACACAUUCGUACCAACUUUUCACGUAUCUUUCAUAGUAUUAAACAAGCGAAUACUUUAAAAAUAUUAUAUCAGUUUCUAAUCUAAGGACGUAAAUGUUCUUUUUAAUUUAAAGGAUGAAAGCUUUCCAUUUCCGUGUCUCAAAUAUUUGUACCUACAUAUCAAUAGAAGUUCUGUAUAAACUGUUAAAUCUGUUGGUUAAGAUAGUUUUAAGCCAAGACCAUACUUCCGAAUAGAACCAACCAAGUAUGUACAAUAAAUG